Messenger RNA from Cylicocyclus nassatus, 675 nucleotides. Lineage: Eukaryota; Metazoa; Nematoda; Chromadorea; Rhabditida; Strongylidae. The record is from the annotation of a GenBank genome assembly.
CUCUGAGCUGUUCAAUAUAACUAUGACGGCAACAACCACAACCACGACAACAGCGGCCACGACCACAACCACAACAACAGCGGCCACGACCACAACCACAACAACAACAAGUGCAAUAGCUACCUUCUCUGGUAUAAGCUUAGAAGGAACCGGCACAACAAUAGCCAAUAAUUCGACAUCAACAGAGACAGUCCUAUCAGUUGAAAUCACAACGGCUUCAACAACAACACUUCUUAACACUAGUUCCUCAAGAAUUGCAUCUGCGACGACGUUCGCGAAAUUCUAUAAUGAUUCGGUUUUCAUGGAAGUAUCGAACGCCUCCGUUGGCAAACUGCUUCUGUUGUAUUUCAUAUUCUACGUCUUGUUUACCAUACUAAUGUGCAUAGCCAUAUGUGCUCUCAGAUGUCACUACAGGAGCAAGUUGCUUGACGAGCUGGAUAAUGUGAGACAGGAUAACGAACACGACCGAGUAUAUUACGUAGAAGCGGGAUCAGGAGCACGUCGAGUCGUUCCUCCACCACUUUCGCCUCCACUUACGGAACAGCAAGUCUACUAUCCCUUAGGUCAGAUGCUUGCUGAUGAAGCAAGGCGUGCCGCCCUGUAGAGAUCAUCAGGAGACUGUACUUUUUGUUUUAUAUCAGUGCGUAAUGUUCAACAACAGAUAAAUAAAGUGUU